UCCGGCUCCGGCUCCGCUCCUCCUCCCGGCGCUGCGCGGGGGGCGGCGGGGAACCGUGAGGCUCCCCUCAGGCUGCGCCUCCCCUCAGGCCGCGGCGGGAGCUCGGCGCCCCGCGGGACCCCGGGCCCGCGCCAGGCCGUGCCCCGGGCGGCGGCCGCGUUGUGCGGGGCGGCUCCAGGGGGAAAAUGGCCUCUCGGAGGAUCACCCGGGAGACGUUCGAGGCCGUGGUGCAGGACAAAGUUAAACGGUACCGCAUGGAGCGGAGCGAUGCCGCGGGGGACACCAUCCAUCAUUUCAAAGCUCACUCCAGGCCGCUGCCCCGGCCCCGCUACAACCAGAGCUUCCACGACGACGGGAGGUUCCCUCACGACAACUCCCAGCACGAGGACUGGAGCGAGGAUCCCAGGGAAGAUUAUCCGAGGGAAGACUAUCCUGGCCCUUCCUACAGACCCGCCAGCCCUCUGCUCCGCAAGGAAAAUUAUUUCCACGAACAAUUCGGCCGCCCCACGCCCCGGGAGCGGGAAUUCGGCCGGGAUUAUGGGCGUCCCGCUUCCCAAAACCGGGAAUACGGGCGUGCAGCUGCCCAAACCAGGGAAUAUGGGCACCCUGCUCCCCACAACCGGGAGUAUGGACACCAAAACCGGGAAUAUGGGCGGGAGAGGGACUAUGGGGGCCUGGCACCUCACGAGCAGGACUACGGCCCCUCGGAUUCCUGGGAAGCCAGCGGGCCACACGAACCUGAUUUUAGCUCCUCGGAUAUUUUAGGGGAUUUCAGGUCGCCAGGGCUCAUGGAAGAGGAAUAUGGCAGCGUGGAGAACCAGGAAUACGAGGUGGAGUUCGGGGCGCCGGACAGCGAAUUCCGGCCCCCGCUGCGGAGGGGAGGCGUGGGCAGGGGGAGGAUCCUGAGGGGCAAGCGCCUCACCAGGGGGGUGGUGAAGGCAAAAGUGUUCAAAGGAGACAUCAAAGCUCCCCUCAAGAAGUGGAACAUGAAAAAGCCACAGCCAGGCCUCGAUCCCAAACCGCUGGAUCAGCCUCUGGAAGCUGCUGAACACCCCAGCCAGAGGCCGGUGCCCCUCCAGCAGCACCCCAACCCCAAGCUGCCCCCACGCCCUCUGGCAGCCCAGAGACCCAUCCUGAGGCUGCCGAAGCCUGCCCACGUGUUCAGGAACCUCAAUUUUGACCUGGUGGAUAAAUCUGACAUUUUUUCCACCUUCGGCAUCGAAAUCAUCAAGUGGGCCGGGUUCCACGCCAUCAAAAACGACGCCGAGUUCUCGCGGCUCUUCGGGGCCCUCUUCGAGCUGGAGACUGAGACCUGUGCCAAAAUGUUGGCCUCCUUCAAGUGCUCCCUGAGGCCAGAGCACAGAGAUUAUUGUUUCUUCACCAUCAAGAGUUUACAGCACGCCGCCCUGAAAACCCCCAAGGUGGACAACGAGUUCUUGAACAUGCUGCUGGACAAGGGGGCGGUGAAAACCAAGAAUUGUUUCUUUGAGAUCAUCAAACCUUUUGAUAAAUACAUCAUGAGGCUCCAGGACCGCCUCCUCAAGGGGGUCACCCCACUGCUGAUGGCCUGCAAUGCCUAUGAGCUGAGCAUUAAAACCAAUGGGUUUGGCAAUCCCAGAGAAAUGGCCAAUGCUUUCGAGACCACUGUGUCCCUCUGUCGUAAAUCCCUGGCCCUGCUGGGGCAGACCUUUGCUCUGGCCUCUGUUUUCAGGCAGGAGAAAAUCCUGGAGGCUGUGGGGCUCCAGGAGAUGGCUCCAGCACCGACAUUAUUCCCAAAUUUUGAUGAUUCGACGCUGUUUGGGAGGGAGUACAUUGAGAACUUGAAGGCUUGGUUGGAGAAGAGUGGAUACCCGAUCCAGAUGAAAAAACCAGAGCCAGAAUCCACGGAGCAGCUCAAAGCACCCUGCCCUGACACCAAAGCCCCACAACGAGCUGACAGGAAAGUUGUGGACACAAUCGAGCAGCUGGUGACCAGCAUCGUGUCAGGAACUUUGUCUGCCAAAGACAGGAAUGCUCAGAAGAACUGUCCCGAAUAUUGGUUCCUGUCUGACGAGGACAGUCUGGAGUACAAAUAUUACAGGCUGAGGCUGUCAGAGGUGCAGAGAAGGACCGUGGGUGGGGAGGGAGCUGCUCCGGAGUCCCUCCGGGCCAUGCUCUACGCCAGGAAAGUCGCCAGCAUUAAAAGGAGGCUUUUCAAGAGGAAAAAACUUGGAAUUCUCCCACCCCGUGGCACCAGGGCGAGGAAGGUGAGGAGAGCAACCACAGGCACCCAGACUGUGCUGUCAGCUGGGACAGUGCUGAAGCACCAAGACAAACAUCUUCCAGGUUCAAUCCAGGCAAAGAUUUCCGUGCCAGAUUCCAGCCUGUCCCAGCAGAGCCCUGCCCUCGACGCCACCUCAGCCUCCCAAGCUGCCACCAGCUCCGAGGUUUCUGUGCCAGCAGAGGGAAAAGCAGAUCCUGAGGAUUUAUCACCAUCACCAGAGCUUUUCCCACCGUUGGCCUCUCAGUUUCCUGAUGUGGAUGCCAAAACCAUGGAAACUGCAGAGAAACUCGCCAAGUUUGUGGCUCAGGUAGGACCAGAAAUCGAGCAGUUCAGCAUAGACAACAGUGCAGAUAACCCCGACCUCUGGUUUCUCCAGGAUCAAAACAGCUCCGCUUUCAAGUUCUACAGAAUGAAAGUUUAUGAGUUGUGCCCCUCCAUCAACUUCAGUGCUGAGGCAGCUGAGGCUGGAGAAAGUGCUAAAGCUGCAGAGAGAACCCUGGAGAUGUCAGAAGAGGAAGAGGAGGAGGAGGAAGAAGAAGAAGAGGAAGAAGACAACGAGGAGGAAGCUGAGUUUGAGGAGGAAACCUCCCAACCUCUGGAAGAAACGGAGGGGGAAGAGGAGGACGUGCCAGCAGGUAGAAGUGUGGCAAACCUAGAGGAAGAGCUGGUUUCCAGAGCAGGAGAGGAAAUUGCAGGAGGUGAAAUGCAGCUUUCCAGCCCCUCUGAUGGUGCUGUACCAAAUCUGUCGACACAGGCACCGCCCCCGGCCCCCGGCGCCCGAUUCCCCCGCAAACGAAUCAGCAGCAAGUCCCUGAAAGUUGGGAUGAUCCCUGCUUCCAAAAGGAUCUGCCUCAUAGAAGAACCCAAAGUGCAUGAACCUGUCAGGAUUGCUUAUGACAGACCCCGGGGCUGCCCUGUCACAAAGAAAAAAAAGAAACCAAAAGAUUUGGAAUUUUCCCACAAGAGACUGACCCCCAGGAACGUGGGGUUCCAGAUGCUGCAGAAGAUGGGCUGGCAGGAGGGCCACGGCCUGGGCACACGGGGCAGAGGCAUCAGAGAACCUGUCCAAGUGGGUGCAACCUCUGCAGGGGAGGGCUUGGGUGUUGCAGGGGAAGAGAAUAAAGAAGAUGCAUUUGAUGUUUUCCGUCAGAGAAUGAUACAAAUGUACAGACAGAAAAGAGCAAGUAAAUAGGUUUGACAAACAGAGGCUGGGACAUGCAGAGCUGCUGUGGGGGAAGCUGCAGCAGCGGGAAGAGCGCUCGGCUCUCUUGUAGAGGACUCCAGUUUUGAGUUUUGUUUGUUUGCCAAGCUUCCUGCUGGCCCUGGGUGGUGCAGGGUCUCAUCUUCUGAGGAAGAAACAGCUGCUUUUGGUGUCAGAAGUGCCUGUUCCCCUCUGUCUCUUUGGCCAAAUCUCUCUUGGGAUGGGAUUGCUCACCAAAAAAUGGAAUGAGUGACCUGGAAGCCGCGCUUAGCCUGGUUCUGGUCCUUUCUCCAACCAAGAGUCUUCUCCAAUUCCCAUCUUUUGCAAGGCAGUUCAGAUUUUAAGAUCCAUUUUGUUGUUGGGGUAAAUCUUCCAAGCUCCUCCUGCAUUCUUCCUUCCUUCCAUCCACCAAUUCUCAGCCUCCACCACUGUGUUUAUUUUGGAGUCUUGUAGGAUGAACAGCUGAGCUCAUCCCAGGCUGGCAACACCAAACUCUUCCCUGACAACCUCAGCUCCGAAGGUUUUUGGUUGCAAAGGACAAAUAAUUCAUUUUCAAGGGUGCUUUUUGUUUUGUUUCUUGCUCUUCUCCAAGAAAUUCUUGAGGGAUUCCUUUCCUUCCCCCUGGGCAGAUGCAAUUCCUGUUCCUGCAGAUGAAGAGAACGCUCGGAAUUCCGCUGGAAGUGGAUCACCAGUUCAGAGAAUAAUUCCUAUUAAAUAUUUGCUUUGCAGAAGUUCUCUGAGUGAACAACCCCAAGGCAUAAGACAAAAAACUUGUGCUUUUAAGGGAAUAUGGCAGAAUUUCCUGGAAGAGAAGCCUGGAUUCAUGAACAAAAAGUGUUUCCUGCUUGGGGAAGCAGCUCUGAAGACGUGGAAGAUUUCAAAGUGGUACCAAAAUUAACACCCAAGGUCUGAUCAUUCAUCUUUUCCUGACUUGCUGAGGGGGACAGAAUUUAAAUACUGCACCUUUUAGUGCUUCCUCCACCAUUUCCAGUCCAAACCCAGCCCCAAGUCUUCACUUGGAUGUUCCAAACCUGCUUCACUGGAGAUCUUUUUAAAGUUUUUGCUGACCAGCAGCCAAAAAUCUGCAUGAAAAUUGUUCUUGAGUUACCAACUUGCCCCUGCCUGCUGCUCGAAGAGCAAAAUUAAACUCUUCUCUCCAUUAAAAACUGUUUUCAAUCCAUAGCAACAAAUUCUCCUUGCUUGUAGCAGCCACUUUUAGUUCAUGAAUGCAAAGUUUGGUGUUUUUUUUUUUUUUCCCUUUGCUGUCUUUGAGAACAAAAUUGUGGCAUUGGGUAAUUUCCUCCUCACUCAGUUUGAGCUGCCUUGAGGCACAAAAAUCACUCAGAAACCCCAAAAAUGACAAGUCCAGGAAAAUAUUCUGGUUUUCCAUGGAUAUCAGAUGUGUCUUCACCUUCACAGUGCAAGGAGCUGAAGCACCAAGGCCAUAAAUACAAAUUUCGGUGGCACAUUAAGGACAUUUGAGACAUUCCUCAAAUUUCUUGGAAGUGUUGCAAUCCUUAAAGGUUUUGGGCCACAGGAAGAGCAUCAAUCCCAGUGCUUGGCAGGGGUGCUGAGCUGUUUAAGUCCAUUUUUGGGGUGUUUUUCACUGCCCCCCUUUCUUUCCUGGGUUUAAUCAGGAAAACCUGAGCCUUUCCAUGAGAUCUCCCAGUCCCAGCCUGGACUGGGAUAACUGGAGCCAGUGCUGGUCUCUGAUUUAUCCCCCAGCUGGGUUUGGCUUUUCUUUGAACCUUCCCAGUGUUGCUGUUCACAAUUUUUAUUUCCUUGCACAAUUCCCCCUUCUUCUUUCCCCUCAAAUUUUGGAAGGAUUCUGUGUGACAAAAGUGGAAUUUCACGCCAGAUUUAAAUCCCCUCUCAGGCCAGACCAGCUCUGGUUUAACCCUGACUUCACCAGGCACCUUUUGGGGUGCAUUUGCUGCUCCCCAGGCUCGGAGGAAAGCGCUGCUGAUCCAGGAAAAUGGUUCCAUUCAGAGUUUUAGUUUAAUUUUGAGUUUUAAUGCUGCCUUGAGAGUCAGAAGUGACCACUGGGCACACCGUGUCCUGGCUGGCCGGAGCCUGGCCUGCCUUCCCUUGUGCCAAACCUCACUCGCAGCAGUGCUGGUGCUGAAAUUCCUUCCCCCAAAUGGGAUUUUGGACCUGCCUUUUGCAGGCAGCUCUGCCAAAUUUGCCAAUAUUUGUAAAUAUGAAACAUUUGUUGGCCACUUUGCCCUGCUGGAGGUUUAAAAGCUUCUUCUUCUUCUUUUUUUUUUUUUUUCUUUUUUUCUGUUAUUUUAGUUCCAGGCUCUCUUCCAUGAAGACUGCAAGCUUCAGUGACCAUUUUAACUCACUCCAGUGGUGUGUCUGCUGUCUUUUGGUUGGGUUUUGCCAUUAAUCCCGUAGAGAAUUUGCUCCUUUCUGUCCCGUGCAGAUGCAGCAGUGCUGAGCUAGUGGCAAUGGCUUUAUGUUCUGAGAAAAACCGAACAUUUCCCCCCCCUCCCCACACCCCUUUUAGUGUAAGUAAACCUUUGGUAGCGUUGUUAAAUCUCUGGAUAGCUGCAAUAAAUGUAGAGCUGGACGAUUCCUGGUUUCAGUGAUGUUUUUUUGCUUGUGAGUUUGGCCAUUUGUAAGAGAUAUGCAUCCCGUUUUUAUUUUGCCUUGGCACGAAGCGGUGGAGUCGGGAUCCUGCAGCGUCCUGUGGGAGUGGAGCAGGAUUUUGGGGUGUCUGAGGGAAGGGAGCUCCCUCUGUUCCGUGCUGCUGAAUGUCUCUGUGGAGAGCCCACGGAACCACUGCUGAUUUGUCCUUUCCCACGUGUUUUUUGGUGCAUUCAAUCCACCCCCACAGCGUCACUGUGCCCCAGAGGUCCCCCUUUAUCCCCCUGUCCCAGGAACGAGCUUUGUCUCGGAUUUCCUUGCUUAAAACAGCAAAACUUUUUUCUUUUCCAUCCCUGGGUGGUUUCCUGUUGCCUUUAAAUCCAAUUUUUUUUUUUUUUUCCCUAAGGCAGGAGGUGAAGAGGGGUGGAAGUUUUAGGGAGCUGAAAUUUAACCCUUGUUCAACCUUUGCCCUCCCAAUCCGGGGAUAAAGGGACAAUCCCUGGCUUUGCUUUGGCACUGCCAGCCAGGAAAAGCUUCACAGAGCCCUGGCCACACUUUUCUCCUCCUUUUCCUUGAAAAAAUUGAUGCUAUGGAAGGCCCUAGAAGAAAGGGACAUUUGCUCUGUCUCUCAUUGUUGGAGAGAAAUGAGGAGAUCCCCAUUUUGGGGGAGGUGCCCUAAAAACUACAGUCAGUAAUUCAGUAUUUGCAGUAAUUGUGUUGGACUCAUGGAGAUGUUCUCUUUUUUUUUUUUUUUUUUUUUUUUAGCCUUCAAAGCUUUUCUUCGGUGUGAAAUAAAUUUUUCCUAUUUAUUUUGGGGUUUUUUGGUUGUUUAAAUUUUUUUUUUAGAAGACACUACAGCAUCGUUAGUGUGAAGAUUUAGUCAGUGCUAUGUUAUUUCUCAAAAUCAGUGUACAGGAUUUUUUGUCUGCUGAUAUCCCACUCUGCUUUCAAGUUCAAUGGUGCCCAAAGAAAGUCUGCACUCAGAAAUUCAAACAUUUCUCCUUUGGGAUUGUUUUCUGCCCUACAGCAGGUACAUUUUCUAACUAAAAAAAUUACUGCCUAAAAGUCCUGUAUCCCCUUUUUAAUCCUGCAUAUCUCAUAUCUGAGUGGCCAAUCACAACCAGACUGUAGAUUUGAGCAAUAAUAAAACACCUGAAAAUGAGAAUGUGCUCAAAGGAACAAUAGGGUCCUUCUGAAAUAAAUAAGUUUGGGUUUCUUUUUCUUUUGUGAACCUUGUUAAGUAGGAGACUUGCUGGAUUGCAGCAAGGCUGGAAACUGUUUGCAUUCUCUGUGGGCAAUAAAGUUACUGCUGUUUAAGAAA
This is a messenger RNA of Corvus hawaiiensis (hawaiian crow), 7374 nucleotides long. RefSeq names its product SURP and G-patch domain containing 2 (gene SUGP2). Bases 186 to 3455 code for a protein of 1089 amino acids. Gene Ontology annotation, biological process: RNA processing. The transcript is spliced from 10 exons. Lineage: Eukaryota; Metazoa; Chordata; Aves; Passeriformes; Corvidae. Gene Ontology annotation, molecular function: RNA binding. The record is from RefSeq and is a predicted model, not a curated record. Gene Ontology annotation, cellular component: nucleoplasm.